Symbiodinium sp. CCMP2456 is the source of this 513-nucleotide messenger RNA. The record is from the annotation of a GenBank genome assembly. Lineage: Eukaryota; Dinophyceae; Suessiales; Symbiodiniaceae.
AUGCCUUCGCAGCCUCCGAACUUUCAGCCUUCUUUUGAGGCAAUCUUCCUCCGGCGAACGGUAGCAGACGUCCGAGAAGCUGGACUGCGACACCUCGGCCAGAUCUUCAACGACUGGUCGCAGGAGCCCAGGCAUCAAAAGGGCCGCCGCCUGCGCCGCUGCCUCCCAAUAGACGAGGCCGAGGCCUACGCAGAGCGAGCUCUGAAACGGGCGGAGGCCAGGGAGGCCAGACGGUCCGCACGGGCAGAGGGCCACGCCGAGCGCCUUCGUCGCCUAAGUGCCCGGGCAGAGGCGGCACUGCGAUGCGUUGCUGUGGCGGCCCAGGCGUCCAUGCGCGCCUGCAAAGGCAUGGGACGGCGAACGGACCUGGACCGCUGGAAAGAAGGUGCGCCGCCUCCUCGCCGGACGCAGGUGCUUUCUCCUGUGAAGAGAGCUAGGGCUCGAGCAGAGCUCAGUCUCACUCAGGGUCCGAUCACUGGGGCGAGCACGACCCGAAGCUGUUCCACACUCUAA